Messenger RNA from Plasmodium fragile, 2967 nucleotides. RefSeq lists its product as uncharacterized. The record is from RefSeq and is a predicted model, not a curated record. Gene Ontology annotation, cellular component: nucleus; cytoplasm. The transcript has a single exon. Gene Ontology annotation, biological process: regulation of gene expression. Gene Ontology annotation, molecular function: mRNA binding. Bases 1 to 2967 code for a protein of 988 amino acids. Lineage: Eukaryota; Apicomplexa; Aconoidasida; Haemosporida; Plasmodiidae.
AUGAACUUCAUCACGAGAAUGGGAAAGAAAGCCAUGGCCGCGGCGACCUCAGCGGUUGAGGAAAAGUCAGACGAGGAAAACAACGCAGUUCAGAACGCGGUGAAUGAUAAGAAGAAGGCGGCUCCGAAGGCGACUGAGAAGGGAGAGAAAAACCAGAAGAAUCAAAAGAAUGAGAAGAAGGUGACCCCCAACGCGGGAGGCCAAGGAACGCCAAAGGUACAACUCAACGGAAGCGUAAACAAAAAGGAAAAAGAGACCGAUGGUAAGAAGAACAACAAUGCAAAGGAGAACAACGCCACUGGUCCUAGUAACACGAAAGCUGAGCAAAACCAGAACACGCCAAAGAAGAAAAAGAAAGCGAACAAAAAUAACAAGAAGGAGGAUGCUUCUGCGGAGAACGUAAAUGAGGACUCCGUGGAGCAGGAAAAGGUAAACGAGAGCCCCGCGCAAGGCAAGGCCAAGGGAGCAAAGAAGGCUGAUGCGAAGAAGGCCGACGCCAAGAAGACAGAUGCGAAAAAGGCCGAUGUGAAAAAGGCCGAUGCGAAGAAGACUGAAGCGACAAAGACUGAAGCGACAAAGACUGAAGUGACAAAGACUGAAGUGACGAAAGACGAAUCCAAGGAAGAACCCAAGAAAGACAUGAAAAAGGAACUCAAGCUGAAAGAAGAUGAAAGGAAAAAAAUAGAAAACGAUUUAAAUAAAAAGUUUCUAAAGUUAAGCAAACAGGAUAACAGCAAAAAUAUCAACGACAAAAUAGAGGCAGAAGCAAAGAGAAAGAGCGAGUACGAAAAUUUAAUCACCUCCAUCAACACAUCCAUUUCCAAAAUAAAUGCACAAACACCCAGACCAACAAAUAUGAAAAUGUCAUCUGCAGAAGUAGAGAACAAAUGCAAGGAAGCUAAAUUGAAGAAGAAAAAAAUCAACCCUAAAAAUGAAGAAGAAAUGGAAGAAGUAAAUACGUACAUUAAUUACCUAGAGGAACAAUUAAACAUAACUAAAAAUUACGAAAGUUUUAAAAAUUUUCAAAACAAGUUGAUCACCUUGAGAAAGACAUGUGAGGAGAAAUUAAAAGAGAAUGUGAAAAGUAUGUCUGAAAUGAAAGGCCAAGAAAAGAAAUUACGCUUCGUCGAUAAAAUAAUAAAAUUUAAAAAGGAAAAACAUAACGUAACCAUUGUGGAAGCAGACAUUACGAACAAAGAAUUUGUCAUGCCUAGUGACAAAUACAACCAGCUAAUUAAGCCCUUCAAUUUUAUUAACAAAAUUCAGAAUAAAUAUGUGGUAUAUGUGGAUAAAGUGAACAACAACAAUUUUGAGAAUAAAGUGUCCUUGUUCAUUUCUGGCUGCGGGGAAGAUAUAGAAAAUUUUAUAACCCACGUAAAAAAUCUCGACUUAACAGAAAAAAAUUAUUUAUAUAUGCCUAACAGGACGUUCAAAUCUAUGCUGAAUAUGCAUGAAGGUAGCUUUAAAAAAAUGGAAGAAGAAACAAAUGUUCUAAUGCACAUUGAUAAUGAUACCCUUUACUACUGCGGAAUGAAGAAUGAUAUAGAAAAAUUGAAGGAAAUAAUUGAAAAGGCCAACACGGAACAAAGUGCUAACACGAAAAAUAUUUCAAAGGAUAUUAAAUUGGAUUCUGUUCUUGGAAGAGGAUUUAACAAAAGUUUAUUAAAAGCAAUAGAGACCAAGACGAAUACAUUCAUCCGUAUGAAUUACGACCCCAAGAGUUUCGAAGCAUGGGCAACGAUUAAGGGAAAUAAAAACAGCGAUAUUGAAGAAGCGGAGGAAAAACUGAACGAAAUUAUUAAAGGCUUAGAAUCAAAAUUUGUAGAACUCGAUGAAAGAGAAAUGUUUAACCUGUACAAAAAAUGUGCUUACGAAUUAAAUGACAUAAAAAUUAAUUUGAACCUUUUUGUUGUACGUCACGAUAAUGGUAUUAGUCUGGUCGGAAAAGGAGAAAAUAUUCAAAAGGGAUUAGAAAUAUUGGAUUACGUGAAAAAUGUUAUAUCCUCCAAAUCAGUGAAGAAAAAAGUAACUGAAGAAGAAGCCUACCUGUUCAACGCCAACUACAGAAAUUAUAUUAAAACACAAACUGGCGCCGAAGUAAAAAUAUUUAACAAAACGAAUUAUAAAGAAUUAAAUAUUAGUGGAAAUAAAAAUGAUAUAGAUAAUGCUUUGAAACUGAUUGAUGAGUUGCUAGAAAAGAGAAAAUGUGUACCUGUUGAAAUUACCGAAAAGGUAAUUGCCAUGCUCUUGUCCUCCAAGGCACAAAAAAUUAAAGAAAUUGAAAAAGACACCUCGACAAGUAUUCAAAUAAAUAAAAAUAAUCACGUGGCACAAAUAUAUGGACAUGAGGAAAAUAUUGCCCAGGCCAAAGAUGUUUUACAAAACUUGUUAUUACAAUCAGCAGAUGAUAAAGAAGAAAAAUUUAAUACAAAUAAUAAUUACAUCACGGUGGAAAUGGUGGUAGAUACAGAAUAUAUUGGAAGCAUUAUUGGCAAGAAGGGGAGAACUAUAAAUAAGAUACAGGAGGAAACAUUUGCCAAAAAAAUACAUAUCGAUAAGGAUAGUAAGAAGGUCUUAAUUCAAGGCACACCACAAACGGUUGAUGCGGCACAAAAGGAAAUUUUAAGAAUUCUUAAUAGAAGCAAAGAAGAAAAUGGACAAUAUAAUAAUACCUACCAAAAUGACCGUUAUAAAAACUUCAGUCAUUCCCUCACACCAAAUAGGAGGACCACAUACAAUAGCACCAGCAACAACAACACCAGGUCAGGCAACAAAUCUUCUUACCGACCUGAUUCGGCCAAAAACGGUGUAUACAUAAAUACCAAUGACGAAAAGGCCUUCCCCAGCCUCCAUGACGUCAGUAAUAUUCAAUCGAGGAAGACCAAGAAGGCCAUCAACGAGGCCAACGUGAAGAAGCAAGACGAGCAGGAGCAGGCAGCUGAGGUCGCGACGACCGACAAGCAAUAG